Malus domestica (apple) is the source of this 1576-nucleotide messenger RNA. NCBI's taxonomy places the organism in Eukaryota, Viridiplantae, Streptophyta, Magnoliopsida, Rosales, Rosaceae. The record is from RefSeq and is a predicted model, not a curated record.
UAUUUCCUUCUAUCUACUCGAGAGAAAAUUGAGAGAACAUUCACUCGACCAGCAUGGAAGGGAAGAUUGCAGAAACUGUGUUUACUUUUUCUGUUGAGGGAAUACUGUCGAAGGUGGCGUCACUUGCUGCUCAAGAACUGAGUCUUGCGUGGGGUUUCAAAGCUGAACUCAAACGGCUUCGCGAGUCAUUACUCACCAUUCAAGAUUUCUUGGGAGCUGUUUCCGGAGCUGUUUCCGACCAACCACAAGAUCGGGUCAAGGCGGUGGAGGAGUGGGUGAUGAAGCUUAAGGGCAUAGCUCAAGAUGCUGAAGAUGUGAUGGAUGAGUUCGACUACGAAGUUGUUCGCCGUAAAGUUGAACUCCAAAAUCAUAUGAAGAAAAAGGUACUCAACUUCUUUUCACUCUCCAAUCCACUUGCAUUUCGUUUGAAGAUGGCACAUAAAAUUCAGAAGAUCAACCAGUCCUUGUUAUAUCUCAAGAGGGAUGCAUCUUUCAUCGGUCUAGUUUCCAAGAGUAAAGAUGCAAUCCCUCAGGAAUCUAGAUGGGACAGACAAACCAACUCACUCAUUGGCAGAGACGAAAUAACCGUUGGAAGGGAAGAGGUUGUGUCAGAAAUAGUCGCAACCUUGACCGACUCCCAAAGCAACCAAGAAAAUCUUGCGGUUAUGCCCAUCGUGGGAAUGGGAGGUCUCGGCAAGACAACAUUGGCCAAGUCAGUUUACAAUGAGGAUUCGAUACUCAAGUUCUUUGAAAAGAGAAUAUGGGUUUGUGUAUCGGACACAUUUGAGGUCAAUUUAAUUCUACUCAAGAUGUUAGAACAACUUAAACCGGCAAAUGCCCCUUCUUCGAAAGAUAACCAGGAAGCUCUGCUUAAGUUCCUUAAAGACGAGUUGAAAGAUAAAAGAUACUUACUCGUGCUUGAUGAUGUUUGGAACGAAGAUCCCAUAAAAUGGGAGAAUUUGAUGGAAUGUUUCUCAAAGCUUCAUUCUGCUGGGGGGUCCAAGAUUAUUGUCACGACUCGUAGUAGCAAAGUUGCAUCGAUCUCCGAAAAGCUACUUCAACGACAUGAAUUGGGAAAGCUUUCUGUAGAUGAAUGUUGGUCCAUCAUGAAAAAUAGAGCGUUCCCCAAUAGUAAUGCUCAUAUAGCUCCAGAGUUCCAUACAGUUGGAAAGGAGAUUGCUAAAAAUUGUGGUGGCGUUCCAUUGGUGGCAAAGGUGCGUAUUAUUAUUAUAUAUUAUAACAUGAAAUUUGCACCUUUAUUAUUAUUAUUUUCAUGUUUUCGUUUAUAAAUUAGUACUUGUAUCCACCACAUGAGUUCACCACCUUACCCACGCCAUGAAAAAUUCAAUUUACAUAAAUUCGUCUCCGAUAGUGUGUAAAAACUUUACCAAAAACAAACCGAUCUAGUUAGAAUCAAUUAAAAUAGUAAUUGGAUGAAUUAUCUCUUCUUUUUUUCUUUUUUUUGACUCACGUCAUGUAGGUAUUUGUUACGUCAUUCAUUGUCUAAAUUGUUUUAAGACACCUUUGAGAGUUUAAAACUGGGGUAUUUUUCAUUUAUUACUGUUAAAUUUUGCAA